GGUUGUACAUCGUCAUCACUAGGUCCCGCGACCUGUUUCGAGCCUCCAGGCCAAGUAAGCAAUCCGGCGGUACUUAUUAAUUACCUGCCACACAUGACGCCGACACCGAUUCCAGAAGACCACGAGCAUGAUCCAUUCAUGCGUCAGGCAUUAGAGCAGGCUGCGUUCUGCGAACCUGUACAGACAGCAUUCUGUGUAGGAUGCGUCCUUGUGGCGCGUUUGCCAGACUUAGAACCAAUUGUGUUGUCCAAGGGUUUCUCGAGGGAAUUACCAGGGAACACUCACGCGGAGGCAAAUGCUUUGGCCAAGUUUGAGAGUCUCACUUCCCCACAGCUGCAAUCUCUCGUUUCUCCAUGGCCAUUGGAAGCAGUACCUGUCGUAGAAGACCUUCUUCCUCUCGUAGACGUUUAUACCACUCUUGAACCAUGCUCAGUCAGAACAUCGGGCCUGUCUGCCUGCGCCGACGCCCUCAUUCAUGCCAGAAUCAGACGUUGCAUUAUAGGUGUACGAGAGCCAGAUGACUUUGUCAAAUGUGAGGGUGCACAAAAGAUGAAGGAUGUCGGUAUCGAGGUUAUCUGGUACGGCGGCUUAGAGCAAGAAUGCUUAGACGCUGCCCGCAGAGGUCAUCACACCUAGUCUAGUAUUGAGCACUCUCCCAAUGGCCUCCAACUAUCUCUGACCAGUAAUCAAUAACUUUCCUGGCGAGUUGCGUGUCCAUGAUAGCUGGGGCACUCUCGAUCGACAUCGUUAUUGUAUCCUCCAAAGGGUGUACAAUAAUUUCAACCAUAACAUCGUCCUAAAUUGCAAUUUAGUAUGGUCUCCAGGCGAGAAUUAUGUCAUGUAUCUGACCUGUAUAAGAUUCGACGUAGGG
Messenger RNA from Suillus discolor, 871 nucleotides. RefSeq names its product diaminohydroxyphosphoribosylamino-pyrimidine deaminase. The transcript is spliced from 3 exons. Lineage: Eukaryota; Fungi; Basidiomycota; Agaricomycetes; Boletales; Suillaceae. Bases 94 to 636 code for a protein of 180 amino acids. Gene Ontology annotation, molecular function: diaminohydroxyphosphoribosylaminopyrimidine deaminase activity. The record is from RefSeq and is a predicted model, not a curated record.